Mesorhabditis spiculigera is the source of this 771-nucleotide messenger RNA. NCBI's taxonomy places the organism in Eukaryota, Metazoa, Nematoda, Chromadorea, Rhabditida, Rhabditidae. The record is from the annotation of a GenBank genome assembly.
AUGUUCAGGCAGACGAUCGCUGUUGCCCUAUUGGCUGUGGCUUUGGCCGGACCUAUUGGCGAACUUUCGUUGAGAGCGAAGAGGCAAGCAUGUGGAUCUGCGGGACUUUGCGGCGUCCAGUGCUGCACUGUUCAGCAACAGCAGCCCGCUUGCGAUUGCCAGCAGCAACAGCCCGCCUGCGCAUGCCAACAGCAGCAGCCCGCUUGCGAUUGUCAACAACAACCAUCGUGCGACUGUCAGCCCCAGCAGAUCGUCCUCCAGGUCCAGCAGCCUGCCUGUGACUGCCAGCAACAACAACCCGCCUGCUGCCAACAGCAACAACCUGCCUGCGAUUGCCAACAGCAACAGCCUAGCUGCUGCCAGCAGCAACAGCCCGCCUGCGACUGCCAGCAACAGCAACAGCCCAGCUGCUGCCAGCAGCAACAGCCAUCGUGCGACUGCCAGCAGCAACAACAGCCCAGCUGCUGCCAACAACAGCAACAGCCGGCCUGCGAUUGCCAGGCUCAGCAGCCGUCGUGCGAUUGUGCCCAGGUCCAGGUCCAGGUUUCCAUGCAGCCAUCGCAGCCGUCGCAGUGUGCUCCAGCUUGCCAGCCGGCUUGCUCGAGCUCGUGCAUGGCUAGCCAACCAGCGCAGAUGACGCAGUACAGCGCGUCCACCACCUCGUGUGCCGCUUCGAACUGUGUGUGCCAGCGGGGAUACGUGAAGUGUGCCGAGCAAACGUGCUGCCUCCGCUACCGCUACACCGCCAAGCGCGCCCGCCGCUCCGUCUUC